UAGGAGUCCCAUGAUCGGGUUAUAACACUCUUCUUCUGAUUCAAAUACUGGUUUUUUACACCUGGUUUUCUAGCCUCCUCUGCAUAUGUUUCUUUCUUCAAAAGCUUAUUGACUUGGUUUAUGCACGAAUCUCUUUGAUUACUACCAACUUUCCGAUUUCUAGAUCGUCCGAAAAACUUCAAAGCCUUUCCUACGGCGGUUAAAGAAGGUUUGGCAUCAGCUUCUGAUCAUGCUUCAAAGUUUUUGAUUUUUGAUUUUCAAAUUAAUAGCAAUUUUGCAAGAACAUGAGGAAGUCCGUCUGAAAAAGUUUUUAAGGAGGCUGGGGUGAAAGCAUUGAUCUGCAGCAAGGCAGUGAUUUUGAAAACAAACCGUAUUAAGUUGAGCUAGAAACUCACGAGGAUGGAAGAAAAUACUAGCUUAAGCUUAAGAGACGAAGAGGCACCGGUGAAUGUAAAAUCUGAAUCUCAUGCAAUUCAUACAGCUGAAAUUGUCCUGGGAGAUAAUCAUGGGGCCUUGAAAACUGGGAGUUGCGGCCUAAAUAAUCAUGAAUACAAGGAGGAAGCUCCUUUGAACUCGAUUUCUCUUUUCCAAAAAGAGCUACCAGAAUCAACACUUGGUUGGCCACUUCUCCAGAAAACAGCACUUGCGAAUCAAAAAGCUCUGAGAAAAUCUAAAGGUAGGAAUUUAUCUGUUGUUGAAUGGGUGAUGAGCCUACCUACUCGAUCCACGUCUCUAAUUUUGCAAGAUCCGAUUGCUUUGGAUUUGAAUAAAACUGACAUACCUUCCGAGAGGGAGGCUGUCAACUCUACCUUUGAGGAAGGAGAUAAUGAAGAUGGAACGCUGCCCCAUGCUGUUGGGGCAUCUGAAGACGAAACAGUUGGCAGUAGCAGGAAACCAGAAGAAACUUCUGGCCUCGUUUGUGAAUAUAAAGAGGAAGUUUCUUCGAGUUCUGCUUCUUUUCUUAUAAAGGACUCUCCACAAUGGAGGCCUGGCUGGCCGCUUCUUAAGAUUUCAGCUUCUGCUAGUUCUGAUUUCUCAAGAGAUUCUGAAGAUAGAAAUAUGUCUGUUGUUCAAGGGUUGAUGAGCCUGCCUAAACUGUCAAAUUCAGCAAUUCCACAAACCCAGACUGGUGAAGUUUCAAAUAAAAUAGAAAGUCAUAUUGAAAGAGAGAGAUGUUUUUCUGAGGAUUUAGAUACUGAAAAUAAUUCGACAGAUACAGAAAGUCUUCUCAAGGAGUUGGAGUUUCUCAUGAGAACAAACUUUACUGGUUGUAGGUGGUUCAGUUACAAGGAGUUGAAUAGUGCAACGUCCAAUUUCUCCUCAGAAAAUCUUGUUGGAGAGGGAGGGUGCAGCAAAGUUUACAGAGGAUGUCUUCCAUGUGGCAGAUCAGUGGCAGUAAAGGUAUUAAAAUCGUAUGAGGAGGCUUGGAAUGACUUCUACGCAGAAAUGGAUAUCAUCACUACAUUGAAGCACAAGCACAUUUCACCUCUUAUUGGUGCAUGUCUCGAAGAUGACUAUCUCAUCUCUGUCUAUGACUUCUUUUCCGUGGGGAAUUUAGAGGAACUCUUACACGGUCGUGGGAACAGAUCUGUGUUGACAUGGGAAGUGAGGUUUAAAGUGGCUGUUGCAGUUGCUGAGGCUUUAAAUUAUCUCCACAAAGAAUGUCCUAGGCCAGUUAUUCACAGAGAUGUCAAAUCUUCAAACAUUCUUCUUUCGAAUGAGUUUCAGCCACAGCUAUCUGACUUCGGGCUUUCUAUAUGGGGACCCACGGAUUCACCUUAUGAGAUACACAGUGACGUGGUAGGGACAUUUGGAUAUAUUGCUCCUGAAUAUUUCAUGCGAGGAAGGGUCAGCAAUAAAAUUGAUGUAUACUCCUUCGGUGUGGUUCUGCUCGAGCUUAUAUCAGGAAGAAAGCCAAUUGAUUAUCAAACCUUGAAAGAGCAAAUAAGUUUGGUCAAAUGGGCAAAACCAUUAUUGGAGAGUGGAGAUGUUAAAGCAUUGUUGGACCCAAAGUUAGAGGAGGACUUGGAUGUCGAUCAAAUGCAUAAAAUGGUAUUGGCAGCAAGCCUCUGCGUUAGCCAGUCAGCUCGACUUCGUCCAAAAAUGAGCCAGAUACUGAAGAUAUUGAAAGGGGAGAAAGAUGCUGAAGAGUGUGUCGAUUCCCAUUAUAUUGAUACGAAAGAAUUGGGAAAUCAAGAUGAAGAUGACCUUUAUCCGGAAUUUGGUUGCAAACGACAGGGUGACUCUGCAUUGCUUCAGACAGAAAAUGACAACAACUCCCUAAGCAGUGGGGAUACUGAGACAUGUCUAAGUAAUGGAGAAAAACCAAGACACUUUAUGUUAAAGGAGUACUUGAAACAACGGCAAUACUGAUCGUCAUCAUCAAUGUAGACGUUAAAAUUCACAAAUGAAGGGUGUUGGUAUCAUUUAACCAUACUCGCCUUGUUGUAAAAUUUUUAUAUUUUUAAGCAACGAUAUGUAAGAUAUAAAGCAAGUUGGUUC
This is a messenger RNA of Juglans regia (Persian walnut), 2502 nucleotides long. Its product is annotated as probable receptor-like protein kinase At3g17420. Lineage: Eukaryota; Viridiplantae; Streptophyta; Magnoliopsida; Fagales; Juglandaceae. The transcript is spliced from 5 exons. Gene Ontology annotation, biological process: protein phosphorylation. Gene Ontology annotation, molecular function: protein kinase activity; ATP binding. Bases 400 to 2373 code for a protein of 657 amino acids. The record is from RefSeq and is a predicted model, not a curated record.